Molecule: messenger RNA, 2169 nt
Organism: Oryza sativa Japonica Group (Japanese rice)
Lineage: Eukaryota; Viridiplantae; Streptophyta; Magnoliopsida; Poales; Poaceae
Source: RefSeq, a predicted model, not a curated record
AUGGAGGUGGCGCUGGGCACCGCGGGGUGGGUGGUGGGCAAGCUGGUGGACCUGCUGUCCGCCGAGCUGCUCAAGGCGCUAGACGAGAGCUACAACCUGGGCGGCAACGCGAGCGCCAUCAAGGCGCAGGGCCGGAACGUCGCCCACAGCCCGGCGCUGGCGGAGCUCCUGCGGCAGCUCAGCCACCUCGCCGAGGACGCCGACAACGUCCUCGACAAGGUCGACUACUACCGCAUCCGCGACCACGUCAAACGCACCCACGAGGCGGUCGACGACGACCAGGUCGUCGACGGGCGCCUCGUCCGUCGUUCCAUCCUCCACGCCCGCCACGCCGUCGGUAAAUGCCGUCGCUCUCUGGCCUCUUCGCUGUCCUGCCGUGGCCGUGCCGCGGUUGAUGUGGAGUUCUUCAAUAGAUCCAUCGUGUCCGAGAGAAUCAAGUCGCUCAUGGCGCAGAUGCAGCCUCUGUGCGCCAAGAUCUCCGACUUCCUUAAGCUAGAGCUCAUGGACCCCCGCACCACUGCAGCCAACACCACAGCCGCAGCUGCUUUCAGUGAGCGUGUCACCACAACCACCUCAACCAGCCUAGAGGCAAAGCUCUACGGGAGGUACGCCGAGUUCUAUGCCGCCAUCAAUGAGAUAACCGGUGACCGCGACGGCCUCGCCGUUCUCCCGGUAGUAGGGCCAGGGGGGAUCGGCAAGACAACCUUCACCCAGCACCUGUUCCACGACCAAAGGGUGAAGAAGCACUUCCACGUUAGGAUCUGGGUACAUGUUUCUCUCCGUUUCGACGUGCUUCGCCUCACCAAGGAGAUCUUCAACAACAUGGUCGCCAGUGAGGUGAGCUGGAGACGAAGAUGGGGCAAUGAAAGGGAGCCACACAACCUUGAACAACUCCAGACGCUGGUGGAGCGAAGGCUGCAAUCCAGGAGGUUCUUGCUCAUCUUGGAUGAUAUGUGGCCAUGUGACAGCGAGUACAAGUGGGACAAGUUCUUGGCCCCGUUCAGGAAGACAAGUGCCAAGGGUAGCACGGUCAUAGUAACAACUCGAUCUGAAGAAACUGCAGACAUGGUUAAAUCUGAAACCAACUUGCUCAUACGUCUAGGUGGCCUUGACAGUCGGCCGAUCUGGGCCUUCUUCUUAGCAUGCGCACUUGGUGAUGAGAGAGCAGAGCACCACAAGGAAUUGCUUGAUUUAGGAAGGGAGAUUGUGAAGAAGCUCAAGUUCUCCCCACUCGCUGCAAAAACAGUGGGUCGGUUACUGAAGAAGAAUCUUACUAGGCGACACUGGAGUAGAGUUCUUGACAGCAAAGAAUGGGAGCAUGCAGAUAGCGUCAACGAUAUUAUGCCAGCUCUGAAACUUAGCUAUGACUGUCUCCCAUUUCAUCUACAAAAAUGCUUCACAUACUGCGCCCUUUUCCCUGACGAUUACCAGUACCAAGAUUCAGAGUUGACUCACCUGUGGUCGGCACUUGGUGUUAUAAACUGCAGUGGUCAGGAUGAUAGAAUCCAAGAUAUAGGGCUGAAAUACAUUAACGGAUUGGUAAAUAAUGGGAUUUUUCAGAAAGUUGAUGGGGAGUUGAGCAAGUUCCAAGUUAAUAGGGAAGAGCGUGCUGGAUUUGAGCUUCAACAGUUGGGGGAAUUGAGAGAUCUUGGAGGAGCACUCACCAUCUCCAAUCUACAUAAAGUCAAAACAAGGACAGAAGCUGAGAAAGCAAAGCUCACGCUGAAAAGGAAUCUAGUCAGAUUAAAACUAGUCUGGGAUGAGACUGGUAGGGAACAAACUGAGGAAGAAGCAAAUAGCAUAGAGGGUCUCCAACCACCAGCAAAUCUCAGGGAGUUGUGCAUUAAGAAUCAUAAGGGUAACAGUUGUCCUUCUUGGUUUGACAGCACCAUCUCCUUAAAAAGGAUAGAGGUUCUCCACUUACAUGGUGUGUCCUGGAACACACUUCCCCCUUUUGGACAAAUUCCUUACCUCCAGAAACUUAAGCUGGAGAAUAUUGCAAUAGAAAAGUUCGAAGUAAGGUAUGAAAGCUUAGAGACUCUGAAGAGUAUUGAAUUCAAUGGUAUGCUGAGCAUGGUAGAAUGGAUGCACAAGAGAGGCACAUUUUCCGACCUGACUUGCAGAUUCUUCGGGUCAUUGGUUGGAGGACAUCUCAGGCUUCUCCUGUAG